UUCAUACUCGAACGCGUAUAAUCCUCUCGACGUUCGAAAGUCGUAUAUUUGUCAAAUAAACGUAUGAGACAAGCUGAAUGGACGAUAGUUAAAUAAAGGCAAGUUGAAAGAGUGAUUUGCAUUCAAGGAGGAUCUCUUUCCUCCUCUUAGGGGGGGGGAACGAUGCCGUGCGCGAUUCAACAACUUUUCCCUUCUCAAUUUCAUCACUUUCAUGAAUCGAUGACUCGAUGCUGAUACCGGUUUACAUCGAUGAUAAUCCGUAGAUUUGAACGAGCAUUGCUUCCAUCCAUCGUUCGACGAACUCUUAGAAACUUAGAUACUUCUUAGAGUCGCGAGUUUUCACAUAUCUUUUACACAUCGAAUCGAUAUUUGAACAUUUCGAAUGUUUAAUAGUUAGAAUAGUUUUUUUUUUUCUUCCUUUCCAAAAUCAUUUCUCGUGAACCAACAGUUCCGACAGUCUGACUCGCUUUUCUCGCUUCUCGAACUCUCGAAAUUGGCCUGCUCGAGUGCAUCCAGUGUAUCGAGGGAUCCUCGAUCUCUCGUACGAAAUGAAAAGAACCAGGUACUUUCGCUGCUCGAGAAGAUUCACCGAGUGAAACCAAUUGUGUUCCGUUGCGUGUGAACGUCCUUUGCCGCCUAUAUAGGGAGCUGAUCGUGGGCGUUGGAUCAGUACAGUAUUGUUCCAGAUCCCGGUUACCACCAUUCUUCAUUCUCUCGUUCCAUGUAUCGCCUCCUUUCCCACCUUCCUUUGUUCUUAUUUUUCCUCUCUCUCUCUUCGACGAGAAAAAAUGAAGGAGAAUUCGUCGGAUGAGAGAAGAAUAUCGAUCCUCGAGUAAUUCUUCAUUCCUCCAGGAAUGGAGCGAUUGGCCUAAAUAGGGAAAACUUCGUCGUCGAGACUUUCUCUUCCUUUCUCUUCCUUUCGUCGUUCGAAGAAUGAAGAAGCACGGAUUGAGAAGAAGCUUGUGCCUUUUAAUCUACGUUUCAACCGGGAUCGCGUCGAUCGUCGAAUCGAUCGAGAAGGAAUCGGCGAACGGGGGAGAGAAUCGGGCGAGUUUCGAGGAGGGUUUCGGCUCGUGUCUUGCCGGGAGACGGUAUGCCACGUUGGAAUGCGUGAAUCGGGGCGCUUUGAUCGCUCUUCGAUCCAUCGAUCGAAGGGACGAUUUGGAUUUUGGCGGCGUGCACUUGGAGAGAGCGGACGGCCAGCAGAGAAGGGAGGAGGAGGAGGAGGUUUUGGAUUGGGAUUACGAUCCAAAGGAUUUUGGGAACGUAGUGAGGGCGGCUACCGAGCUGAUGGAACGGCGAAGCCUCAGAUGGAAUCUGGACAGCGUGUAUCCCGGUCUCGAAUUGAGAGCUGGGCCGACGUUGAACGGGAACGGGGUACUGGAGUUCGUCGUUAACGAGGAAUCCACGAUUUUCGGGGACAGGCAGCAAUCUUUGGGCCCAGGAAGGCAAAUGAUGAGACACCUGUUGAUACCGUUCCUGCUAGGUUUUAAGUUCAACCUGGCCUCCCUGAUCCCCCUCAUGUUCGGCUUUCUGCUGCUGCUCACCAAGAAGGCUCUGCUGUUGACGAAGGUGGCGCUCGUCAUCACCGGCCUGCUCGGCUGGAACUCCUUCUUCUCCGCCACCUAUCCACCAAGCGGGAUCCAUCACUCUUACGAGGGACACGGUAGCGCGUUUCCACCGCACUACGAGCAUUAUCACAAUUUCCACCACAGACCACCGUACAGGGGAUUCCAGGGCAACGACUUGCACGAGCCAACGUACUACGGCCAACACGUCAUCAGAGAGGUCGUCGACGUUUACGAUAACGCGGCGGAUCAGAGCAACGUUGACAAGAGCAAGGGCCGGAAGAAUUUCGUUUGGGUCAAGAGAAGGAGCACCGACGUCCGGGAAACACGGUUUGCUCGCAACAGUGUUCACGAUCCCGUGAACGUGCUGCCCUGCUCCUCCACACGUGGCCAGCAGGAGAGCAGCUUCGCUUAUGUAUCGCAAGGUAGGAGGAAACACGGGAAAUACUCUUAUAAAAGAGCGGCGAUCGGAACAAUUUCAAUUAGUCCGCGAUAUUUUUCGAGACCGCGCACAACUCGCCGCUCUAAAUAUUCUAGCAUAUCCUCGAUAUCAUCGUCUCGAGAGAAACGUCGUCGUCGUCUCGAAGGCGCGAUUAUGAGAUUUCGAAUUUGCCGCGAAUUUGCGUUGGCCGUUUGCCUGCUCGCCACUUGCCUGCUCGACCAGGCGCAGAGCAGGAACGAGUACGCGAGAUUGUUCGACAAAUGCGCGGCGGAGAGGAACGCGUUCGAUUGCUUGAAGAGGAGGGCGUUGGAGAUCCUGGAUUCGGCGAUCAAGGACGACACGGUGUACGUGUUGAACGAGUACGUGUCGAUCGGCAGGGAUCCCUCGGCCGCCGCCAGGAAUAUCGACAGAUCGUUCAAGGAAAACGGGACCGAGCUUAGCCUGGAUCAGAUGCUGGACAACAAGUUUCACGAAUACAUUUCUUCCAGGAACGUGAAGCUCACCAUUCCUGGGGACGCGUUUCAAGGUCGAAAGAAAAAGGACAAGGGAUACGGUGCACUGAUAAUGGGCGCAAUGGCUGUGGGAGCUAUGAUGGCGCAACUGGCCUACGGUAAGAUCGCCUUUAUCGCCGGAACCGCCUUGCUCACGGCCAAGAUAGCCCUGGUUUUGAGCGCAAUAAUCGGAUUGAAGAAGCUUGUGUCCAGCCACGGAGGAGGCGGCCACGAGGUUAUUUAUGCUACAGGCUCCGAACACCAUGGAAGUUACGGCGGUGGGGGAUACGGAGGUGGCUGGCAAAGAGCCAUGGAGGGCGUUCCUACAACUUGAACAAAAACCAAACUUUAAACUUAAUUCAUUUCCUGUACGAUAUUUCUCUUAAGCGUGUAAUAAUGCAAGUAAAAAAAAGAAAAAGGAUAGAGAUACUUUCCAUUUGUAUAUAAAUAAAGUUAGACGUCGAUGACCAGAUGCUUGAUUUGAGCGAUGUUGCAUAAUCGAAGGCAAGUUAUGAAACGGACGAUUGAAUAUAGUUUUUCCAUCGAGAAUUUAUUUAUUUGUAUAUUUUGUAGAAUAGUUGAAGAAUUACCAAAAAUUAUAUAUAUAUAUA
Apis mellifera (honey bee) is the source of this 3112-nucleotide messenger RNA. RefSeq lists its product as uncharacterized. The coding region runs from base 934 to 2835 and encodes 633 amino acids. The record is from RefSeq and is a predicted model, not a curated record. The transcript is spliced from 6 exons. Lineage: Eukaryota; Metazoa; Arthropoda; Insecta; Hymenoptera; Apidae.